This is a messenger RNA of Meleagris gallopavo (turkey), 3545 nucleotides long. RefSeq names its product HECT domain and ankyrin repeat containing E3 ubiquitin protein ligase 1 (gene HACE1). NCBI's taxonomy places the organism in Eukaryota, Metazoa, Chordata, Aves, Galliformes, Phasianidae. Gene Ontology annotation, molecular function: protein binding; ubiquitin protein ligase activity. Gene Ontology annotation, biological process: ubiquitin-dependent protein catabolic process; protein polyubiquitination; Golgi organization. The record is from RefSeq and is a predicted model, not a curated record. Gene Ontology annotation, cellular component: cytoplasm; nucleus; Golgi membrane.
CGCACCGUGGAGCUGCCGGACGAUAAUGAAACUGCUGUUUAUACACUAAUGCCAAUGGUGAUGGCUGACCAGCACAGGUCUGUCUCAGAGCUGCUAUCAAAUUCAAAAUUUGAUGUGAAUUAUGCGUUUGGACGUGUGAAGAGAAGUUUGCUUCAUAUUGCAGCAAACUGUGGAUCAGUUGAAUGCCUUGUUCUAUUAUUAAAAAAAGGAGCAAAUCCAAACUAUCAGGACAUUUCAGGAUGCACACCUCUCCAUUUAGCAGCAAGGAAUGGCCAGAAAAAAUGCAUGAGCAAGCUGCUGGAAUACAGUGCAGAUGUCAACAUUUGUAAUAACGAAGGUUUGACUGCAAUUCAUUGGUUGGCUGUCAAUGGGCGGACAGAAUUGCUUCAUGAUCUUGUGCAGCAUGUCAGUAAUGUAGAUGUUGAAGAUGCAAUGGGACAGACAGCCCUUCAUGUAGCUUGUCAAAAUGGGCACAAGACAACAGUACAGUGUUUGCUGGACAGUGGUGCGGAUAUAAAUAGGCCCAAUGUGUCAGGAGCAACUCCACUCUAUUUUGCUUGCAGCCAUGGUCAGAGAGACACUGCACAGAUUCUUUUGAUGAGAGGAGCCAAAUAUUUACCAGACAAAAAUGGCAUUACUCCACUGGAUCUCUGUGUACAGGGUGGAUAUGGAGAGACUUGUGAAGUCUUAAUACAGUACCAUCCUCGACUUUUCCAGACAAUAAUUCAAAUGACUCAGAAUGAAGAUCUACGGGAAAACAUGUUGCGGCAAGUUCUGGAACAUUUGUCUCAGCAGAGUGAAAGCCAGUAUCUUAAAAUCCUGACAAGUCUUGCUGAAGUUGCUACGACUAAUGGUCACAAACUUCUUAGCUUGUCAAGUAAUUAUGAAGCUCAAAUGAAGAGUCUCUUAAGGAUUGUGAGGAUAUUUUGCCAUGUCUUUCGCAUUGGCCCAUCCUCUCCCAGUAAUGGAAAUGACAUGGGCUACAAUGGAAAUAAAACUCCAAGAAGUCAGGUGUUCAAGGUCAGAAAAGUAUAUGAUGUUGUUAGGAAGAUAGACGUUAAAGAGAUGAAUUUCACAAAGCAUGCAUUCAUUAAUCAGACAUCUCAUGAACAGGAACCACUGGAACUACUCUGGCACUCAUUAGACGAAUGGCUAGUUCUUAUAGCCACAGAGCUGAUGAAAAACAAAAGGGACUCUGCCAACAUUACUUCUAUUUUGCUGAAGCAAAAAGGACCAGAUCACCAGGAUGCUACUCCUACGCCUUCCUUUGCUGCUGCAGGAACAGAGAGCAGAAAAGAACUAUCCACUGACACAGGGAACUCAAAAACAUAUGAAGUUGCAGGGAAGCAGGAAGCUUGUGCUGAUGGCCAGGAUGUUAUCUCCAUGACAGCAAACAGGCUAAGUGCUGUCAUUCAAGCAUUUUAUAUGUGCUGCUCCUGUCAGAUGCCUCAGGGGAUGACGUCACCUCGUUUUAUAGAAUUUGUUUGUAAACACGAUGAUGUCCUUAAGUGUUUUGUUAACCGGAAUCCCAAAAUCAUUUUUGAUCACUUUCAUUUUCUUCUUGAGUGUCCUGAACUAAUGUCCAGAUUUAUGCACAUCAUAAAGGCUCAGCCGUUUAAAGAUCGUUGUGAAUGGUUCUAUGAACACCUGCAUUCAGGGCAACCAGAUUCAGACAUGGUGCACAGACCUGUCAAUGAAAAUGACAUCCUUCUGGUUCACAGAGAUUCUAUUUUUAGGAGUAGCUGUGAAGUUGUCUCUAAAGCAAAUUGUGCAAAACUAAAGCAAGGGAUUGCUGUGCGAUUUCAUGGAGAAGAAGGCAUGGGACAGGGUGUGGUGCGUGAGUGGUUUGAUAUCUUAUCCAGUGAAAUAGUUAACCCAGAUUAUGCCUUAUUUACCCAGUCAGCUGAUGGAACAACCUUCCAGCCAAACAGCAACUCUUCUGUAAACCCAGAUCAUUUGAACUACUUCCGUUUUGCAGGCCAGAUCCUGGGAUUAGCUCUCAAUCACAGGCAGCUGGUGAACAUUUACUUCACAAGAUCAUUCUACAAGCAUAUUCUUGGUAUACCUGUAAAUUAUCAAGAUGUAGCAUCUAUUGAUCCAGAAUAUGCAAAGAACUUGCAGUGGAUUUUAGAUAAUGAUAUCAGUGAUCUAGGUUUAGAGCUGACUUUUUCUGUUGAGACUGACGUAUUUGGAGCAAUGGAAGAAGUGCCAUUAAAGCCUGGGGGUGCAAGUAUACUUGUUACACAGGAAAACAAGGCUGAGUAUGUCCAGCUUGUCACUGAACUUAGAAUGACAAGAGCCAUUCAACCUCAGAUAAAUGCCUUUUUACAAGGCUUCCAUAUGUUCAUUCCACCAUCUUUGAUUCAGCUUUUUGAUGAAUAUGAACUGGAGCUUUUGUUGUCUGGUAUGCCGGAAAUUGAUGUGAAUGAUUGGUUAAAAAAUACAGAAUAUACCAGUGGCUAUGAGAGAGGAGACCAAGUAAUCCAGUGGUUCUGGGAUGUUGUGGAAGAACUAACUCAGGAAGAGAGAGUACUACUAUUACAGUUUGUUACUGGCAGUUCCAGAGUGCCUCAUGGUGGCUUUGCCCAUAUAAUGGGUGGGAGUGGAUUGCAAAAUUUUACAAUUGCUGCUGUGCCAUAUACUGCGAAUCUUUUACCAACAUCUAGCACAUGUAUCAACAUGCUCAAGUUACCUGAAUACCCAAGUAAAGAAAUCCUGAAGGACAGGCUGCUUGUGGCAUUGCACUGUGGAAGCUAUGGUUACACAAUGGCAUAAUGAAGUCCAGAAAACUCAUCUGACUACUGAUGUGAAAUUCAGACUGGCAGAAGUCGUUUUUUUGGAAGCUGAUAGUGGAAUAGCAACUUAGAUGCUGCAGUAAGGCUGAGUUUCAGAAUUCAUACAGGACCAUCAGGUUUCUUUCUCCAUUAGAUGUUGUCAAAGGAACUUUGAAAUUGUCACAUAACUUACUUUUCUCAGAACGAUGCAUUUUCAUUUUUUCAAAUGACAGGUCUGUAUGGAAAUUGGUUUACAUGCUUUUCAUUAUCACUUCAGCCCGAAUUGGGAAGUUAGAAUCUCUUUCUACUGUCUAUUUUUGAUUUUCAACUGGAUGGUUGAAUGGCAUUUGUUUAUUUUGCAUUCAGCUAGCAUACUGGUAAUGGACAGGCUUGUACUUUAUGCCUUGUUGCAUGUGAAAGUGCCGUUUAUUUUUUUCAGAGAACACCAGGGAAAGUUCAAUUUGGAUACUGUACAGAAAGACAGAUCUGAUGUAUUUUCCAUUUCUUUGCAUAGUAACAGAAAUAAAAUUUUAUAACUUUUUAGUAUUUUAAUGUAUAUAGUAUGUAAAGAUUAGACUUAUCACUGGAAAAAUAUCAGAUGAAAUUAAUAGCUAAUUUGUAUUAGAAUUUACACUAUAUUCUACUGAAUAUUUAAAGUAUUUGUGACUUUAUAGUUAACUUACAGUUUAGAAUUUGUAAAUAUUAUUUAAGUUCUAUAUUCAUUUGUUUGAAUGCCUUUGCUCUUUCCUUGACAUAAUUGUAUGUUUAAAA